AUGAAAUCAGACGAAAGAUCCAGAGUAAAACAUAAUUAUUCAUCGAAUCCAAUAUGGAUGCUUGGAGUAGAAUAUAAAUUUACAGGUAAAAUUAAAGAUCUCCUGAUAGAAUGUUCACGAUUCUUGAUUUUAUGUAUAAUUGGAUCAAGUCAAUUUUGUAAAUAUGUAUGCCUCUUAGAGGACGGCGGAACGAUCAAUCUUCCGAAACCCGACAGAGGAGAGCAUGCUCGAGGCGGCCGGGCGUCAUCUUUAUUGAAUUUUAUAAUGUUCGGUUCAUCGGAAGAAGAUGAAGAUUAUAAUGAUGUACCAAGUAUCCACGAACGCCACCAUAGUGAUGAUUUGAUUCGUACACAUAAUUUUGGCAAUCAAAAUGUAAUUAAGCGAUUAAGGUCAUUUUCAUUUUCUUAUAAAUCAUCGGAUCAAAAAACACCUACUCCAGAAUCUUCCCCUCCAAAAAAUGAAAAUCGUAUUAUGCUAAAGUCAAGAAUAAGGCCACUUUCUUCUAGUAAAAAACAAGAGUUGUCUGAUUCAUUAAAUUAUGAAUCAACGUCUAAUUUGCAAAAAGAUGUGGUAUCGACAUCAGUGUCUCGAACGAACAAUUCUAAUCAAUCGCAAAAUGCUCGACGAUUUUCUAUGAGUCCAAGUUUUUUACGUUCAUUUUCAAUUGGUUCAAAUUCAUCAUCGAACCACCAAGAAAAUUCAAGUCCCAAUUCACAGGUUCAAGGUAAUCUUUCACCAAAAUCUAAAAAGCAUAGAAGAAAGACUUUUGGCGCAAGGUUCUCUGGUAGAGAAAAGAAUAAAUAUAGUAGUUCCUUACCAAUACCACAGCUUUAUCCACAUUUGGAAACAGAAACAGAUUAUGAAUCAAAAUUUUCACAUGAUUCAGGAUUAAAACGAACAAGUUUUGAAGAUAUAGAUGUCUCAAGAAAAAAUAGAGAAGUCAUAUGUCCUGAAGACUUAUGUUUUAGUUCAGAAGAAGAAAGUAAUAGUAGUGAAACAAUAUCUAAACCUGGAGAAUUAGAUGUAGAAGCAUUGUCUGGCGACAAUAUUUCUGUUGAAACUGUGACACGUGAAUCAAUGAAGUCAUCAGAUUAUCUUGGAGUUUAUACAUCUAAAAAUAAUAAUGAUUUACCUAAAGACAUUGACAUUUCUAAAGAUGUCUCAAAUAAUUUACAAAAUGAUCGGUCAAUGAUAUCAAUUCAAACAGAUAUGUGGGGUUCUCAAAAAACAGAAACAGGAUCAGUAAGGUCUUCAGGUUCAGUAAGAUCUUUACCUCCAACUCCAACAAGUUUAUAUAGGCCUGAUUCGCUUGGACCAUUAACUAAUGACCAGCAAAAGUUAUUAGAUUUCUUGUUGGAUUUUCAGUCAAGGAUAUUUUGUUGUUAUCGAAAAGAAUUUCCUCCAAUUGAACCCGCAUUUCAUACCACAGAUACAGGUUGGGGUUGUAUGCAUAGAACUGGUCAAAGUUUAUUAGCACAAGGAUUUUUAUGGGUUUUAUUGGGAAGAGACUGGCGGUUACACAAUCUACAGACAGAAUCUGAUAUAUUAAUAUAUAGAAAGAUUUUGCGUUGGUUUAUGGAUGGACCUGAAUCAGAACAAUAUUAUUCUAUCCAUAAUAUUGCCCGUGUAGGGGUUUCAUUGGAUAAAAAAAUCGGUGAUUGGUUUGGGCCGGCCACAGUGGCUCAUGCAUUGAAGCGAUUAUCAAUGGCUCAUAAAGAGUGUCCAUUGGUUAUUUACGUGCCAACAGAUAAUACAAUUUAUCGUAGUGAAGUUGUUAAUGCUGCUAUGGAAAGUUGUGACGCUAUUCCUGAUCAAAAACCGUGGAAGCCGGUUCUCAUUUUGCUUUCUAUAAGGUUGGGAACAGAUAAACUUAAUCCAAGUUAUUCAGAUAAUUUAAAGUUAUUGUUUAAGUUCCCUCAAUUUUUGGGAAUUUCUGGCGGUAGACCCGGUAGAUCAUUGUAUUUUGUAGCGUUUCAAGAUGAUGAGUUAUUGUAUCUUGAUCCUCAUUUUGUACGACCUGCUAUAAAUCUCAAUAAAAUUACAGAAUUUCCAAUCGAGGAUUACCAUUCUACUAUUGUUAGGACAAUGGAUAUAUCGGAAAUGGAUCCUUCGAUGUUGUUGGGAUUUUUAUGUCAAAGUUCCCAAGAUUUCGAUCAAUUAUGUGGUCGAGUCGAAAGAGAGAUGAAUUCACAAUACCCAUUAUUCACAAUAUUAAAUGCAUGUCCUAUUCCAGGAUCAUGGUCAAGAAAAAAAUCCUUGAGUGAUGUUUCGAUUAGUGAUAGAUCUGUGAGUGACAUGUCACCUUCUAUAAUUAUUGAGACAAUUGAUGAUGUAGAUGAAGAUGUAGAGGAUUUCAAAGAUAUAACACAUGAAGAGGAUGAUGGUGUUAUAAGUGCGAAAGGGGAUGAUGAAAUAAUAUUUGAAGAACAAAGUGACAACAGUGAAGUCAAUAUGGAUUUAGGACCGGGUCUCAUACUUAGCGGUCCCAUAAUAUUGCCCAAUUUUACAAAUUUAUUGAUAAGUGAUUAG
Messenger RNA from Funneliformis mosseae, 2529 nucleotides. The record is from the annotation of a GenBank genome assembly. Lineage: Eukaryota; Fungi; Glomeromycota; Glomeromycetes; Glomerales; Glomeraceae.